Molecule: messenger RNA, 1202 nt
Organism: Dendrobium catenatum
Lineage: Eukaryota; Viridiplantae; Streptophyta; Magnoliopsida; Asparagales; Orchidaceae
Product: protein CONSERVED IN THE GREEN LINEAGE AND DIATOMS 27, chloroplastic
Exons: 4
Coding region: 83-856 (257 amino acids)
Source: RefSeq, a predicted model, not a curated record
GUUUCCCAAAGAAAAAGGAAAAUACAGCCAUUAAAUAAUAAUAAAAACCUGCUCAACGAUCGCCGUUUCCGUUUAUCAGCUCAUGGCAGCUUCUAUGGCUCCCGCCAUAUUGAUUGCCCAAAAACCCUAUCACCUUUCUCCAAAAACAUACCCUCAGAGGACCCCGAUCGGCUCGAGCACUAAAAGGUCGGUGACAAUCGCUUCCUCGUCGCCGUCUUUCAGGAACGGAAGUCCGCCGGAGACAGAGUGCCCUGUUCCUUGGGAUCAGCAGCCGGUGAACGAGUACCAGGCCCUCUCCUCUUCAUUUCCCUUCUCCUUGGCCUCAGCAAAUCUCCGUGACUACUGUAUCAGGCUCUCUUUUUUAGGAUCUUCCUUCGCGAUCCUCGUCGGCCUCCCCGUUGCUACUUUCGGCAAUUCCGAUGUCACCAACACAUCGGCCGUCGCUCUCAGUUGCGGUCUCGGCGCGGCUUCUUCUGGAAUCCUUUUCGUCAUGCUUGUCGUGCUCCGGAUGUAUCUUGGAUGGGCCUAUGUUGGCAAUCGCUUGCUCAGCGCUACGGUUGACUAUGAGGAGACGGGAUGGUAUGACGGGCAGAUAUGGGUAAAGACUCCAGACGUUCUUACUCGUGAUCGUCUAUUGGGCUCUUAUUCAGUGAAGCCUGUACUGACCAAAGUGAAGUUUACAUUGAUUGGCUUGGCAAUUUCUUUGGCUGUUUGUGUUAUUAUCCUUGUUGAUGUCGAGAAUCCAAAGUACAUUCCUGUUAAUACUAAAGGAAAAGUGAUAGCCGGAGUUUACAAUGAAGAAGCUGCAAGGUCAUUUGAGCCUGAUGCAUUCUGCGGAGAUUCUGAUUUGUCUUAAACCUCAGGAGGGUCGGCUAUUAAUUGUAAAGUCUGCUCUUACUACUAGUGCAGCUGGGAGUUCAUCAUCAUCAUUCCGAUGCAAAUUUAAUCUCUUCACCUUCUCUAGCCAUUUCCAUGCCUCGGGCUCUGGUUUUAGGUGAUGCAGUUGUAUCUUUUCUGCAAUCUGUUAUACAUGAAUUGAAGUAAAAGGUAGUCAAAAGUUUGGUGAAUGUAUUGUCAUGUAGCUAUUGUUGAAAAAACUUGAAUAAAAGAAAGUACUGAUGUUGGACAUAUUCUGUUAAUAACAUUUGAAAUGACAAUUAUUACUUAUGACGCUUUCUAUAAUACACAUCAGGAUUCCUUUU